Poecilia latipinna (sailfin molly) is the source of this 1448-nucleotide messenger RNA. It is a transcript of the gene xcr1b.2, whose product is annotated as chemokine (C motif) receptor 1b, duplicate 2. Lineage: Eukaryota; Metazoa; Chordata; Actinopteri; Cyprinodontiformes; Poeciliidae. Gene Ontology annotation, molecular function: C-C chemokine binding; C-C chemokine receptor activity. The record is from RefSeq and is a predicted model, not a curated record. Gene Ontology annotation, biological process: calcium-mediated signaling; G protein-coupled receptor signaling pathway; immune response. The coding region runs from base 98 to 1081 and encodes 327 amino acids. The transcript has 2 exons. Gene Ontology annotation, cellular component: external side of plasma membrane; membrane.
ACAGAAAGAGAGAAGUUUGACUUCUGAUUUUUGCUUUUCCUUUGAAGUGCAGUUCAAAGCAACAGCUGGAAGUGUCUGCUGUCUGGGAUAUUCAGCAAUGGACUACGACUACAACAGCACAGAUGAAGAUGAGUACAUAGUUCAAUUUCCUUGUCAGGAUUUGGACUUUUCAACCAUUACUGGAGCCGUGUUCAUCAUAAUCUUCAUCGUCAGCGUCAUCGGCAAUGGCCUCCUCUUAUGCAUUCUCUUUACUUUUGAACAAUUCUACCUUGUCACAAAAAUCUUCAUCAUAAAUCUUGCUUGUUCUGAUUUGAUCUUCGCUGCCUCAGUCCCCUUCUGGGCUGCCUACCACCUCCAUCACUGGAUCCUGGGGGACUUUCUGUGCAAAUUCUUCAUUUGGGUGCACUUCUCUGGUCUGUACAGUAGCAUCUUUGUACUAACGGCAAUGACAGUGGAUCGUUUUUGUACUGUGGUGCUGAACAUCUGGCCAAACAACAAUCAGAGGAAGAAACGCUGUGCCAUCGGUGCCUGUGUGGUUAUCUGGGUGAUCAGUAUCGGUAUAGCUGUGUAUGAUGCUUUCAAAAUGGAGGUUUCUGAUGAUUACUACUGCGAAGUGUCUUAUUCUGAUGAACUUGGAUAUUAUUUCCAAAUUCCUCUGCUUCUUUUCGUCCCAAUCGCCAUCAUUAUUUUCUGCAAUUGUGCCAUUAUAUAUGCUAUUUUACGGUCAGCAAACAGAACAAGGCACAAAGCUCUAAGUAUAGUCUUUUGCAUUGUUGUGGCCUACAUCAUCUGCUGGGGACCCUACAACAUUGUACUUCUCAUUAAGGACUGGUACAGACCCAGAGACUGUGAAGAAAUGGAGCGGUUGGAUGUUGUCUACCAUAUCUGUCGAAUGCUUGCCUUCUCCCAUUGCUGUAUGAAUCCUCUGCUUUGUAUGCUCACACAAAAGUUUCGAAGUCACCUGUUUUAUCUUUUACGCCACAGAGUCCGUAUCAACAGAGAAAGAGCCACUGACCAGGACAUGGUUCAUGUUCAGAAUGCCAGUCCAGCUCGCAUUCUGGAUUGGCAUCACAAUAGAUAACAAUAGGUAAUCCAAAUAUAUCAGCUUGAAUAAGAGGAACUCUUUUUUUAAAUUUAUACGUGCACAAGUUUACACAAAUUAUAUUUAUGUGGUGCAUCUGAAAAUCAGGACUAAUUAUGAUACACACAUACAGAAAGAAUGGAUAUUUUUUCCACACUGAUUGGAUUGACUCACCACGUUGAAGUGUAAUGUUUCAAGCAUUUUUAAAUUUUAUUUUUUUGGCACCAAAUCUUUUUUUGCAUGUUGGGUCUGUGGAUCAUACAUUUUUAUUUAUUUUUAUUUUUUUUAUUUAUUUUUUUUUUCAAAAUAACAAAAUUCAUUGUGAUGAUUAUGUUAGUCACUUUUGUACGUUCAACUUUGUUAUUUU